Messenger RNA from Cricetulus griseus (Chinese hamster), 921 nucleotides. The record is from RefSeq and is a predicted model, not a curated record. Lineage: Eukaryota; Metazoa; Chordata; Mammalia; Rodentia; Cricetidae.
AUGGUUGCUGUCCUAAGGAGAACAUUUGCAAUCAUUUUCAGUGUGGAAUUCAUAAUGGGAACUUUAGGAAAUGGAUUCAUUGCUCUGACGAACAUCAUAGACUGGGUCCAAAGAAGAAAGAUUUCUUUAGUGGAUCAGAUCCUCACUGCUUUGGCCAUCGCCAGAAUCGCUCUGCUUUGGUUGUUAUUCCUAGAUUGGUGGAUAUUUGUGUAUUACCCAGCAUUUUACUCGACUGGAAAAAUGUUAAGAAUCUAUUUUAUCUCUUGGACAGUGAUCAGUCAUUGUAACCUUUGGCUUAUUACAAGCCUAAGCAAUUUUUAUUUUCUCAAAAUAUCCAACUUUUCUAACAUUAUUUUUCUUUACCUAAAGUUUAGAGUUAGAAAUGUCAUCUUGGUGACCUUGAUAGUGUCUCUAUUUCUCCUGUUCUUAAAUGUUGUAGUUGUAAAAAUAUACUCUGAUACAUGUCUUGAGGGUGUUCAACAAAAUGUAUCUCACACUUCCAGACUGUGUAACUAUGCACAGAUUUGUGAACUCCUUUCAUUUACCAAUCCUAUAUUUUCAACUGUACCUUUUGUUAUGUCCCUGGCGACAUUUUUCCUGCUCAUCUUCUCCCUGUGGAGACAUCUGAAGAACGUGCAGCACAGCACCAAAGGAUACAGAGACAUCAGUACCACAGCCCACACCAGAGCCUUGCAAACAGUCAUUAUUUCCGUACUGUUAUACAUUAUUUUUUUUCUGUCACUUUUUGUAAAAGUUUGGAGUUCUGGGUCUCAGGAAAGACACCUCAUCCUUUUGUCUGUCUGGGCUCUUGGAAAUGCUGUACUUUCUGCUCACCCAUUUGUUCUGAUUUGGGGAAACAGCAAAUUGAGGCGGGCUUCUCUUUCAGUGAUGUUAUGGCUCAGAUAUAGGCUAAAAAUUUAG